AUGAUAACGAUGAUAACAACAGUAGUAUUCGUCGCGCGUUUAGGAGCAGUUAAAGCCGAUACGUUGCUUGUCAUCAACACGGACAAGCAAAUCGAUGUCGCGUCAGGUUCUGAUUUCGAGUUUUCGUUCGACAUAUCCGUGUGCUCGCAACAAGGCAAAGAGUACAUCCAAGUAGAUUUAUACGAUAACGGGUACUCGUACGGCAUGGACACUUCUCAAAGACCAGAUCCGAUGUUGAUGAUUGCCAGAGGGCAAACGGCGUAUCCAACGGCGUCGUAUAACGCGGAUUGGCAAAAGUGGUCUUGGCGUCCGACUUGGGCGCAAAAAGACGAAGACGGCUACGAGACCUUUCGUCCGUACCAUAGGAUUGUGAUUGAUAACAGAGCGUGCACGGAGCAAUGUCUGAAUGGAGAUAAUGUUUGCGAGGAUAACUGUGAGAUGGUGAAAUCUUACGGCGACAUAUUUAAAGGUGUAGUGAAGAACGUGAAUUUUUUCACGGAGAAUCGGUUAAACGGAAACUUGAGAGCGAGGUGUUCUUCCACGCCGCCGUGUCCGGAACCGGAUGGGAACGAAUGUAGCAAUAAAGGGGAGUGUAAAAACAUAGAUAGCGUUGGUGUGUGCUCGUGUGUCGUCGGGUACGGCGACGUGGCGUGCGAUAAAGUCGCCACGACGCUGCCAAAUGGAGAGCAACAACCAGUGGACGGCAACCCUUUUUUGUUGAACGAGAAGAUGUGGGAUUAUUAUUCGUUUGAAGUGCCCCCCACGCCAGUCGGAUCGGAAUCGACGAUCAUUGUAGAGUUAAACAGACUCUUUGGUGAUCCAAUUCUGUUUGUCAAGAGAGCGGCGGACGGAAAGGCGAAUGGAGGGAGCGGUAUCGCGUAUGGCGUGCCGUCGACCCAAGAUUUUACAACCAUGGCAGACAUGAACUCCUUUCGCUCCAGGCUCGAUUACCAUCACAUUGAGUUGACAAAUGCAGAUUCAGGAUUAUAUUACGUCGGUGUGUUUAACAACAAUCAGUAUUUGAAAGAGGUUUCCAAGUACUAUCUUCGUGCGAGAUGGAAUAACAACGGCGCCGGAGUGGAAACGCCGAUGUGUCCUUUCGAUUGUUUCGGCGACAGUCACGGCACGUGUGACGCGGAUAUUCCGAACGGGAAGAGCGUGUGUACGUGUGAGGUAAAUUCUUAUGGAGGAGAAUAUUGUCAAGGUAAAGUCAUUCCGUUCGAUACAGAUGAUCAUCUCGCGAGCGGUAUCGAUGGCGUCAUCGCCCCGGGCGAAUGGAACUACAUACAAAUUGAUACCGCGUUUUUUCCAGACGCGACUAAAGAUGGUUUGCGAGUGAUUUUCUCCUACCAAGGCAAUGGACACCCGUUACUGAUUGUGAAGUACAAUGACUACCCCUCGUACGAAAACGCAGAUGACAUCUUAUCUAGCUCGCGGAAUAUGCGAAGCCCGACGGAAUAUCACAUUCCCGCGGACAUCAUGAGCAGAAGCGGCGUGUAUUACAUCGGCAUUUUGAACAUCAACUAUUACGUACACGAUGGCUUUUCGUACAACAUCGUCAUUAACGCUGGUAAGUCCUCGAGCACGAAGCUUCCGAAUUUCAUCUCUGUAUCUUUAGUGAUGAUUUUCAGUUUGUUCGUCUGCAUGCUCAUAGCGCUCGCGAAAAGAAUAGUUCAAAACAGACAAUUGGCAAGGAUGCGUGCGCUUCGCGCGGCUCAAAUCGCUGCUAAUCCAGAAUUGGCGUUUACAUUUGGUGGUGCGGGUAACCGGCGGAUAGAACCGUUCAGGGGUACGCCGCAAAAUGUGAUUUCUAGAAUUCCUAUUGUAACCUUUAGAGAUGCGGGUGAUGGACCGAAGCUCGACGAUUGCGAUUACUCCUGCGCGGUAUGCCUGGACGAAUUUGUAAACGGCGAUCGAUUGCGUCAACUGACGCUUUGCGGUCAUCAGUUUCACACGGCGUGUUUGGAUGAAUGGUUGGGGCAACACGACAAUUGUCCUUUAUGUAGAGCGCCGGUGGUAGGUGAAGAAGGAGGAGGGGGAGCGGAGGACAGUGGUAAUCAUCGUCAACAACAACAAAACGUCGAGUUGACUUCGGUAUUCCGCCCAUCAAACGACGAAAACACGAACAACGAUGAUAGAAACGAUAAUAGCUCACCGUAUAGCGUAGUAUGA
Molecule: messenger RNA, 2172 nt
Organism: Bathycoccus prasinos
Lineage: Eukaryota; Viridiplantae; Chlorophyta; Mamiellophyceae; Mamiellales; Bathycoccaceae
Exons: 1
Coding region: 1-2172 (723 amino acids)
Source: RefSeq, a predicted model, not a curated record